ACGCUCGUGAAGCUGCUCAGCGCCAUACUGACUAGUGGCAGCCGGCUAGCUAAAGGAAACAACUGCUGCUGAAUUCAUCUCAAGGAUGUUGAGGAGUCCUCAAAUCAUCAUAGCAUGCUCUUUUCCAUUAAGGUCACGGUUGAUUCCUGCUGUCUCUGAACACACUGGUGCUCUAUGGCGAGGUUCAAGACACGUGAAGGAAAACCAAUGGAUUCUCAGUGGCAAUGAAUGGUCACCAUUAUCCAAAGACUCCGGAUGCUGCUCACUGAGGCUGUCAUUAUUGAACUCGGGCUGUGAUGAUCAUCGUCUGAUUGAGACUUCAUUUCAAAACCCUCGAUCCAGAACCUUUUUAAAUACAAGUCCCCAACCCCCUCAGCAUUCUACCUCAGAAAAAGACAAACCAGUUUCCGAUCCUUGUACAUCACCUGACGAGGACAAUUCAGGUCCAGACCCUCAAGCUCUGAGCACUUACCACAACUGCUUAACUAACACAACGUGCCUUCACGCCUGGAGAAGGCGUCGGGACUUCAGCCAUGUGCCAUUGAGUUUCUCCAGUAAGACUUUAUGUAACCUUACUCUUAACCCUUUGUAUCACAGACGUCAUUUUACCACAUUUUUCAGCCUGUCAACACAUACGUCACAAAUCACAAAUCACUUUCACAGUAGAUCACAAGCCGCCAGCAUCUUUAUUCAGCAAAAGAGACCUUUUUGCCAAGCUUCGCCUCAUGUGAUAGUCGACUGGAGAGACUGUCUAUCUGUGGAGAAUGAAAACCGGUGUCGACAGAGCCUGAGGCCCAACUUAAAGCUCUAUGACACGUUCACAGGGAGUAACUCAAGCGAGAGCCAGUGGAAUUGGGCAUCCAUCCUGAUCUCACUCUGCUCUGUUCAGGGACAGCCUGCGUUUCUCUUCACUUUACGCUCUACUGCUUUGGGCAGGAACAAAGGAGAUGUCAGCUUUGCAGGAGGAAAGUGUGAUCCGUCUGACAGUGACGUGGUGGCCACAGCCCUGAGGGAAACCUGGGAGGAGCUGGGUAUCAAUGUGGCAGUAGAGCAAGUCUGGGGUGUCCUGAAACCUCUCAGGGACAGAAGCAGAAUGGUGAUCGCUCCUGUGCUGGCUAACCUUGGUCCUCUAGAAGAGUUGUCCUUUAACCCAAACCCUGCAGAGGUGGAGGAGGUCUUCUCGUUGCCUUUAUCCCACUUGUGCAACCCGCAGAACUGUGGCUACACACACUUCCGGACGGGGGAUAAAUAUGGAUACACACUCCCAGUGUUUCACAACAGGAACCAGCGAGUGUGGGGCCUGACUGCUACUGCUUUAGAGCGGACCCUGAAACUUAUCGUUCCGUCUUAGCGGCGCAGUCAUUGACUUAUGAAGCACAUAAAAUACUGUGCAAAGGUCUUAGUGACCAUACAGUAAUACGGGAAACAUGAAUGCAGUUUUAAAAUAAGAGAAGAGGGUUAUUACAGGUUAAAGAGUCAAGUAUUUGGCGUGAUCUUCCUUUUUACUUCAAUGACAGCACAGCCCUGGCUGUCUUACACUUGGAGUGGAAGUGGAGUUAAUGUUAUUGCCUGUGUCACGUACGUCUGACAAAUAUCUGCUAUGGAAAAGGUCUCGUUUUUCAAGACAUGUUGAAUGAGUUAAACAUAAAGUUUUCUCAUGUGUAAAAGCAACGUUCAGUCGUAUCAUGUCACAUAUUAUAUUUAUAUUAUAUCGCUUCACGUUUGGAUAAAUGCAGACGAUCACAGACAUAAAAACCUCAGCGUUGCUCGUGCCGAGACUUUUGCACACUGUAAUCUGUGUAUCUUGUGAUUGAUUUAUAGUUUUGAAAAUGUGCAAUCAAACUUUGUGUAGCAAAUGCAUCUAUUUGUGUGAAUACAAACUGUUUUCAUCUUGAA
Molecule: messenger RNA, 1896 nt
Organism: Solea senegalensis (Senegalese sole)
Lineage: Eukaryota; Metazoa; Chordata; Actinopteri; Pleuronectiformes; Soleidae
Gene: nudt8
Product: nudix (nucleoside diphosphate linked moiety X)-type motif 8
Exons: 5
Coding region: 86-1351 (421 amino acids)
Molecular function (GO): coenzyme A diphosphatase activity
Source: RefSeq, a predicted model, not a curated record